AGCGAAUCACAUUAUGAUGCCAUCCAUGUAUAUUCAUUCUUAUUAAGAAAAGAAAAAAGAAUUGUUGUUGAGAAAUAAACAUUACGCUAACCUAACAGUUACUUGGAUUGCAUGAAUGAAGUAUUUAAGGAUACAGUUCGACAGUUUAAGCCACUCCUCCAGUCACCUAAUUGACGACACCAAGAUGAACUGGAUUCUCUUUUCACAGCAGGUUAAGAGAACUCAAGUUGCGAUUUCCAGACAAGGCCUUGAAGAUUUCUCUCCACUUGCCAGUUACCUGCCAAUGAGUGAUGGGUCCAUCUUUUUUUUUAAUUGGUAAAAGGAAAAAAAUUCCUUGAAAAUUUGGAGUUUUAGUGUCUUUACUUGCUACUGUAAGUCCCACUUGCCUUUUCUUGAUUUCGAUCUUCAUUUUGGGUCCUUUUUAUCUGCCUCAAGAACAUUUCUGGUUUUGGGAAGUUGGGGUUUUUCUCUCGUGUCUGAAGAAUAUUGGUGGUAGUCCCACUGAUUUGCCUUGCUGAAGGAGGUUGUGUCUUUUGUAGCUACUUUUGACAGGGUUUGCUGGUUUUGGAAGUGGGUUGUUGCUUAUAAGCUCCUAACUUGGAUUUUUAAAUAUAAAUCGUGGUUGUCCAAAGGCUGAAAUUUGGUAACUUCUGAUCAUUUGCUUCUUUCGGAUGUUGGUUUUCCUUCUGUAAAGGCAAAAAUUUAAGGAAGAUUGUACAUGGAGAACUUAUUAAGUAGUUAUCAAGUGAAGUAUAGAAAUUUCAAUAAAAUUCUUUUUAUUUUCUGAGUUUUUGUUCACAUGUGAAAAAAUAGACUUAAGCUUGCAACUCUUCUCCAAUAAAGUUAAUUUUAAAUUCAUCCCAUCUUCUUACUUUGAUAAACUUGUUUCUUUUUUGUGUUGGAGAUGUUUGAUGGGAGCUUGGCAAUGCCUUUCCACACGUUGAACCCAUGUCAUAUAUUGGGUCAUGUAAAUACACAUAGAGCCCUCCACAAGUCAAGGUUGCAACCAGUUCUAGCUAUACCCCCAUCAUCAAUUCUCUUGCACACAGAUGAGAGUGGUAAAUUUCCUGAUUCUAAGAAGGGUUCUGGUUUGAGAGGAAGGGAUUCUUCUGAUUCAUUGCUUAGUCAAGCAAGUACAGUGGGUAUAAUAGGAGGUAUAUCAGUGAAUUCUGCUUUGAAUUUCUUGAAAAAACUAGUCCAGGGGAGUUCAAAAGAAGGAAAAGAUUGCUUCCCUUUUGUUCUUUGCUCUGAUCCAGUAUUGAACAAGGAGCUUUUAUCACAUGAGAGAAAUUCUUGUCCUUCUCGCAGUAGGCAUAAUGAAAAAUCUCCAUCGGAUCAUUCUGCAAUUGCAGAGAAUCUGCAGAAUAAAAGGGUUUUUCUUGAGAAAUCAGGAGUUCAGUGCAUAGUAAUGCCUUGUCAUAUUUUGCAUUCAUGGCAUGAUGAGGUUUCUAAGGGGUGUUCUGUUCCAUUCCUUCAUAUGGGUGAGUGUGUUGCAAGGGAGCUCAAGGAAGCUAAGCUGAAGCCACUUGAAGCUGGUAGUCCUCUGCGUAUUGGGUUAUUAGCCUCCAAUGCAACUUUGGCUGCAGGGUUCUAUCAGGAGAAAUUGCAGAGUGAGGGAUUUGAGGUUGUGCUUCCAGAUAAAGCAACCAUGGAACACACUAUAAUUCCUGCAAUUGAAGCUUUAGACAGAAACGACAUGGAAGGCGCACAGAAUUUGCUGAGAAUUGCACUGCAAGUUCUCCUUGUGAGGGCAGUGAACACAGUCAUCCUUGCUUCGGAAGAAAUGCGUGAUGUUUUGCCUGAGGAUGAUCCACUUCUCAAGAAAUGUAUUGAUCCAAUGGAUGCAUUAGCCCGUUCAACUAUAAAGUGGGCGCAAGCUGCAGAAAAAGGUACAUAAAUAAAAUCGAGAACAGGACUACUCUGUUCUUCAUGGAUCUCCAUUGAUGGAAAACCUAGUCUUUAGAUUAAAAUAUUUUGGUAUACAUAUAUUGUUGCCAUUCCUGGGGAAUGUAUGUGUUGAAAAUUGGUCCCUACACCGUUUGUUUUUCAGAUAGUGAAAAUUAUCAGAUAGAACUGUAAUGAAUAUUUGUCAAAGAAAUACCUUCAUAGCUUCAGUAGAAAAGCAAGAAACAAAAAUCCUUUAGUGAAUGCGUGUUGAAGAAACCAAACAGUGUAUUUGUGUAGUAAUUAUUUGAAAGUAUUGCUGUGACUUUUUGUCU
Messenger RNA from Populus nigra (black poplar), 2219 nucleotides. RefSeq lists its product as uncharacterized. The record is from RefSeq and is a predicted model, not a curated record. Bases 905 to 1897 code for a protein of 330 amino acids. Lineage: Eukaryota; Viridiplantae; Streptophyta; Magnoliopsida; Malpighiales; Salicaceae. The transcript is spliced from 3 exons.